CAAUGCGGGGGGCGGACCAAGUAAGAACGUGGCAAGUAACCGCAUAUGAGCGACAAACAGUGGUCUAUCAUUCGUAGCGUAGAGGAUACACACACACGCAGAACUUUGGUUUAAAAAAAAACGGGAAGAGUUAUUUGAGUGAAUAAAGUCAUUUGUAGUACAAAAUCGAAGUCAGACAAUAAACAGCCAUCAUGACUGACAGGAAGGCAGUGAUAAAGAACGCAGACAUGUCAGAGGACAUGCAACAGGACGCGGUGGACUGUGCUACCCAGGCCAUGGAGAAGUACAACAUCGAGAAAGACAUCGCUGCCUACAUCAAAAAGGAGUUUGAUAAGAAGUACAACCCAACAUGGCAUUGCAUUGUGGGAAGGAACUUCGGCAGCUAUGUGACGCACGAGACCAAGCACUUCAUCUACUUCUACCUGGGCCAAGUAGCCAUACUGCUCUUCAAGUCUGGCUGAGCCCCCCCCACCCCCCCACCCCCACCCCAGAUAGCCUAACCUACCCCCCCCCCCCUUCCCCCUUACCUUAUUUACCCCUUAUUGUGACUCCCCUGAACCACAUUACCACCGACAGUGAAAGGGGCUUCGCUCUUCAACUGGACUGUGAUACACAGAUGGCUGAGGUCAUUCUUACUUACUCGCUCACACACGUGUAUACACAUACACACACAAUACACAAACAAACGCCUUGCCCCCAACAAUUGCAUCCACACACUAGCUCAAACACAGACUAACUCAUACUCUACAAAUGUUCUAGAUUAUUCUUAAGACCUGGCUGUGCACUGAUGCAUGGACCGUGUACAUUACUUCAUGUGUAUAUGUUGCAGUAUGAUAAACAUGCUUGUCAUGGAGUUGCCUAAGAUGACUCAGCAACAGGAUAUUUUUGUUUAUUAUGCUUUUUUUAUUUUCUGUUUGAUUUAAUGUUAUUAAAGAUGUUGUACAAAAUGCUUUGACUGUUGCUUAAACAUUAUUAAUAAAGAGUAGAAUACUUUAUUUCAAAGUAA
Molecule: messenger RNA, 1006 nt
Organism: Hypomesus transpacificus
Lineage: Eukaryota; Metazoa; Chordata; Actinopteri; Osmeriformes; Osmeridae
Gene: dynll2b
Product: dynein, light chain, LC8-type 2b
Exons: 3
Coding region: 192-461 (89 amino acids)
Biological process (GO): cilium assembly; microtubule-based process
Cellular component (GO): cytoplasmic dynein complex
Molecular function (GO): dynein intermediate chain binding; dynein light intermediate chain binding
Source: RefSeq, a predicted model, not a curated record